Molecule: messenger RNA, 5611 nt
Organism: Dermacentor silvarum
Lineage: Eukaryota; Metazoa; Arthropoda; Arachnida; Ixodida; Ixodidae
Gene: ics
Product: ras suppressor protein 1
Exons: 9
Coding region: 19-891 (290 amino acids)
Molecular function (GO): protein binding
Source: RefSeq, a predicted model, not a curated record
GGAAGUCGAUCAGGCAGGAUGGAGCACGACACUAAGCACACUUCCUGUAAUUGCCUGGAUUUUAACAAAAUGGCCAAGGUGAAGAAAGUGGUGGACGAAGCCCGGGAGCAAAACAACCCCGAGCUCGACCUGGUCGACCGAGGAAUCACGUCCAUCGAAGAGAUACCCGGACUGUUCUCCUUGCCAAACUUGACAAGGUUGACAUUGAGCCACAACAAAAUCAGAGUUGUUCCUGCUAGCAUCGCAAACUUGUACAACUUGGAAAUUCUGACACUAUGCAACAACCAAAUUGUGGAGUUGCCCUCAUCAAUCUCUACAAUGCCAAAACUCAAGAUCCUGAACUUGGCCAUAAACCGGCUCAGCAGCCUGCCUCGAGGGUUCGGUGCCUUCCCCAUGCUUGAGGUGCUCGACCUCACGUACAACAACCUGAACGAGCAGUCCCUGUCCAACAACUUCUUCAUAAUGGAUACACUGCGGGCCUUGUACUUAGGUGACAACGAGUUCGAGAAGCUUCCUCCAGCCAUUGGACAGCUAAAAAAUUUGCAAAUUCUCUCUGUGCGGGAGAAUGACCUUGUGGAGCUUCCCAAAGAACUGGGCCAGCUGACCAGGUUGAGGGAGCUGCACAUUCAAGGCAAUAGGCUCACGCUGCUUCCUCCUGAGCUAGGCAAUCUCGACCUCGCAAGCCAUCGUUGCGUUGUCCGCAUGGAUGACAACCCCUGGGUCGCCCCCAUAGCCGAUCAGCUGCAGAUUGGCGUCUCCCACGUUGUCGAGUACAUCCGCAGUGAGACCUAUAAAUAUGUUUAUGGCCGCAACACACACAGCAGCCUGUCUCCUCCCCCCAAGAAGACCGACAAGAACAAGAAAGUGAGCAAAAAAAGAGACCACAACUGAGCGCACACUCGAAGGGUAACUUGACUAGUUGAGACAAUGCUCUCUUUUAGUGGGCUUUUUGAUGCUUCACUGUCCUUUGCUACCUUCAUGACAAAAGAAAUACUAUGAAGUAUGUGUCUAGCUUUCAGUGAAGGUGUUGCUGAGAUAUGGCCCAACUCCCCUAACGAACGCCGAGAGUGAUCAAAGGAUGGCACCAUCACGAUGAUUCUGGAGCACUAGAGUAAGAUGGUUAAUAUAAAGUGGAAGGACUAGUGUGUGGAGGCCAUAUUCUUGAUUGAUCACUUUUUGGCACAUCACCUCCGGUGCCUGGCUGAUUUUGGUGGCCCAGCGGCUAUGGCAUUGCACUGCUGAGCCAAUCACAAAACUGAUUGCUGAAACUAUCAUCAAAAGUGACUGAUUGAGGAUAAUUUUCUUGUUUUCGUCCUUCUCACUAAUGUUAAAUGCUUUCUUGAGAGUUUUGCAGUUUACUUUAUUGUGCAAUUGUUGAAAAUGGAGCUUCCAGUUAUGCCUGUUUAUUUGAGUAACGGUUAAAUGACCCAAGUGUGUCGGGGUUCGUUAAAGAAUGGGGCUGGUCGACCACUACAGCAUAGUUUUGUUACUUCAGCUUUCAUGGGCUUCAAAUAUUUGUUCCAAUAACAGAGAAGGCUGUGUUGAAAGAAGCCUCUUGAGAAUGUGGUAUGACAUGAGCUCUGCCCUGGCCUGGAUGUAGAAACCACAUUGAAUGACUGCCAUGUUGUUUUGGUGGAACUUAACUAGCUGUAGUUUCUGGCUUGUUUGCGUAGUUUAUAGCUGUGCUACAGCCUGUAGCACUGGAAAGGACAGCUUCUGUUUAUAUCAUUAUGCUCCCUUCUCAUAUUCUGUGCAAGCUUUGUGGCUAUUAAUAUUACAUGAGGUAUAAAUUGUGCGUACUGUGUGUGCAUGUCCUUAUAUGAGUCAUUAGUUGUUGCUGUCCUCCUUUGCUUCCAGUACAGUCGACCAUUAAUUUUUUCAUAACCUGCCAGUUCUUGCAGUUCCUAUCAGGCUUCUCUGUAGCAUGGGAAUAGUGUUGCCUCUUAGUGUGUUCACAGUGUUUACCAGUACCUGUGGGCCUACGGGACAAUUUUUCUGCAGCGUGAAUAGUCAGCUGCCAUCCACACAGCCACACAUUUUUAGUGAAGACCUGAUUUCACUGCCAAGUGCGGCAAGUUGGGUGUGUUGGUAAAGUUGCAACACUACCUUUUCUUUGUCCUCGUCUUUUUUUGAGUGCUGUUUUACUAUCACCAUACACCUGAUUUCAGCCUGGUGCGAUGGGUGAAUGUUGCCAUCACAUUAUGGAACAUGCUGUUUAUAGAUAAUAGGGAUGAUUGUGAUGGUGGCUGUAUGCUUAUUAAAAACAAACACAUCGUUUCUGUUUAAUCUUCACUACAUGCUUGUCAUGUUUUGUUUUGCAUUCUCAUGCCCUAGUUAAUGUUCAUUGGAACAGUUUUGUUUUUGUGAGUGGCAGUUGCUUGUGGAAAAUGAAAUUGUAGGCCGUCAUCAUCUUUAACAUCGGUUAACAGGGUUAAAGCAAGCAGCACCAAAUUGGCACCACAUGCAUGCAUUGGUGUCUGCAUAGAAAAUGCAGAAAUUUUGAGUUGUCAGCAAGCUCCACUUGACUUUGUUUCCUUAAUCUUCAUUUUAUGGCAAGCCAUUAGAUUUGUUCAGCUCCCCAAACACAGUUUAGUCUUUGCCUAGUACACAGCUUAAGUAAUGUAAAACUUUUCACUGAAUCAUUUUUUGCUCAUAAAUUUAAUUAAAAAAAAGGUGCCAUCUGCAGGAAUGUCAGGUGACCCCAGCGGGGCUUGAAAAAUAGUUCUCAUAAAUACAUGCAUAAGAAUGUUGUCGUGUUUGCAAACUGAUGUGAUACAUCACAGACAAAAUGUAGGGUCCCGAGAUGUGUCCCUUGCUAAAGGCACAGCUAUGGAAAGUUGCUCACUUCCAGAACUUUUGAAGCAACGCACAUUUUUCAGCCAAGAUUGUUGACUUUGUUUGUUGUUGUAUGUACGGGGCAUUGCAGCUGCGUGGAAGCCUUUCACUGCUCCUAGUACUGUUUGCAAGUGCUGUCAAUAUGAAUGUGCCUUAGUAUUGUUCAUUUACGCUGUUUCUGUAUUGAACAGUGGCAUUUAAUGCAGGCUUUCUAUUUCAUUUAUAAAGGUGCUGCAGCUAGAUUGUUGCCUUUCGGGCACUUGCCUUUGCAGUGUUUUGGUGCUGUGCCUUGGGCUUUUUAAGCAGUGCUUUUAAUAAUCUUUGCAGUAUUUGCCUUACAACAUUGCUCGCUUUAUUAGAAUCAAUUUCACUAGGGGAUUGGAAGAAUGUUGCUGUACAAUAUCUUUUAGUUCAUUUAUUAUGCCUGCUGGUGUUUUGUGAAGAGCGGUCACAGUAAUUAUAAUGCAGCCAUGAAUAAUCUUACUCAUCUAAUAUUUUUCAUUGCUGUGGCAGUCGAGAUCAAUGGUUGGUUAGAGACUGGCUGUAGGGCUGAGCAAAGGUGAUAUUAUGAAGGCAUUUCACAGUGAGAUGUGUGCAUUGACUUGAAACAAAAAAUCGCUAAGCUAGCUUGGGACAACCCAAGUGCACCUGGACAAUGAUAAACUUUUAAGCUUAUUUGUGUAAUGGUUGUUUCUGUCUGCUGUUGAACUUUAAAUGUAUAAGUUUCAUGAUUCUUUGUGACAGUGAGCGUUGCAAAAUGAACUUAGUCAUUACUCAUUUAUGACACAUUGCACCUCUUGUGCUAAACAUGUAAGCGAAGUGUCUUUGUAUUUCUUGUGUAUGCACAAUAUUCUUGCAUAAUUUUCACUGUGUUACGCUGAGAUUUUCUGGCUGUAGGCUUUUCUUGGUGCCACAUAUUGUGUCACUGUUUGCCAUUGUGAAAGUUGAUAAUACAUUUAGGGGCACACACUCCUAUGUAUAUUGGGGUAUAUAUUCUAUGUGCUGACAAAUUUAUCAUGGUUACUGACAUAGUCCAAAACCUGUGACCUGUAUUACGGAGUGUGAUAUACAGGAGCCAGGACUCUUCUGAUAAGGCACUGAUGCCGACAUCUUGGCAAACCCAGCUUCAUGGCUGAGUUCACCAUGCUACGAAGGAUGGCGCUCAAGUUUGAUACUUUCAUCCAGCAGCAGUGGUGAGGAGCAGUGCUUGUAUUUGACUUUAGAACUAAGAAUGUGCUUUUUCAAGGUCUGAACUUGGCCUGUCGUAUGUUCUUCCACCUCCAGGAUAAGAAGCGAAAAACAUUUCAAACUGCCUUGCUGGCAUGAUCCAGUGGGGACCUCUUCUUGCAUGCUUGUCAGGAUGUUUUCAUGUGUCUUUGCUUUGAAUUGUAAAUUAUGCACACAGUGAUGGCAAAGUGAAGUAGGAGAAAGAUGAUGCAACAUAUGCAUGAGGAAGGGACGAUAUUGGCAAAGGAAGAGGGCACACAAAAAAGCUAGUACUGCCAGUGUCGCCGAAGCGUUUGGGUAGGCGCACCAAAUGCACUGCAAAGUAUGCAUGUCGGCACACCCCUGUUUAUAUCAUACUCCGUUACGUGGAUUCAGGUAAUGCACCUUUAAUUUAAGUGGCCAAGCUGUGAACAUCUUUCUCUUCAGUGAUGUGAGGGCAUCUGCUGUGCACCCGCUGCAAGUGUCAAUGUUGUGUUGUGCAGUCUUUCUUAAUUCUCUUUUUGUCUAAGCUGAAUUAUUAGAAUAAUGACAGAACAAGGAAGCUGGUGCUUUUGCUGUGGCUUUUUGCAAAAGGGGGGGGGGGGGGGGGAAUGACUCGCACCACUUGAUGCUGCAGUUGAAUGUGUUCUUGCCCUAAUUGGAUAAGCUUCGUGGCACUGUAUGAAUUCAGUGCUUUAGUGAUAUAAGGGGAGGACAACAUUGUGAGCUUCUUUGUGAGAACUGCUGUCUUGAUGGCAGGGCAGUUAAAUCAGACGCUGUCUGGUUCUACUUGAUAUGUCAUGAUUACAACCGUUCAUGUAUAGCGAGAAAGUUUUAUUGGCUUGUUUGGAGUUAGCGAGUGCCAAAUUGUUGCCACUGGGUGCAGCAGUGAGAUUUUUCACGUUUACAGCCAAUAAUACAGCAUUGCUUGUUUGGCUAAAGAAUAAUCAAAGUGGUUAAUGGUAAAGCCUACAGUAUAUGAUCACUUUAUGAUAAUCAAUAUUCAAUUUUAGUGUGCUUCUGGUUGAUCCUCCUACUGCAUGCUUAUAUGCAUUUAAUUUUUUAAUUAUAUUUAAUACAUUUUUGUGUGCUUAUUCAUCACUUUGUUUGCCUGUAAGUUCCUUGGCCGAUACACUGUGGUUCUUUUUGUCCUUGAGAAGAAAAAGAACUGGUGCCCGUAAUUUCUUGGUUGUUCUUGUGUGCUACGUUUUAUCGUUGUUAGUGCAUUUUCUUAUCAGCUGCUUUUUUUUUUACUUUGUGUUUGCUGUUUAGUUUGACAACAACAUCUUAAAGAGAAGGCAUUGUCAGACAGUCCUUUUGUUUAGUUUUGUGUGGAACACGAAGAUUUUAGUGCAAUCUGUCCAAUCAGUUCACAAAUGAUUGUCAGCGUUGCUGGACACGCAGAAAAUAUUGUUAAGCAAGUGCCUGUAAGUUUCAGUUACUUGUUGAGCUUGUUUUUGCUAAAAUGUGGUCUCUUUUUAACAAGAUGUUUAAGCACGCUCUUGGUUUAGACCUAAUGAUUUUCGCUAGUCGCACAAGUUGAAUAAAGUUUUUAAUCUAUUUACCUGUA